Messenger RNA from Oncorhynchus nerka (sockeye salmon), 3172 nucleotides. RefSeq lists its product as uncharacterized. The record is from RefSeq and is a predicted model, not a curated record. The coding region runs from base 2070 to 2729 and encodes 219 amino acids. Lineage: Eukaryota; Metazoa; Chordata; Actinopteri; Salmoniformes; Salmonidae. The transcript is spliced from 2 exons.
UCAUAUCAUGGUAUCAGAAGUGUCUUGAAAACCACACGUUUGUUAUUUCUGUAGCUGAGUACAGUAUUGGCGCGGUUACGUUCCAUAUGCGAACACACGCCGUUUCCUACUGCUAGUCACAACACUGAUCAACUCGUUGUUAGCUGGUAAGCUAGCAUCACUACCUAAUGCUACCUCGAUGGCUGAAGGCAAAGAUAUCUCCUAUUCCAUCGCUAUGGCAGCGAACAUUCCGCCACCAAAUCCCAUGGUUCUCACAGGGGUCUCGAAUACUAAUUGGUACAACUUCAGGGAUGAAUUCGAGGACUAUGCGCUGGCAACCGGUCUACAUAAACCCAACGAGGUCCAAGCGGCAAAUGAGGAGUUUAAUGGGCAGCGAAUGCAGGCAUUUCUACCAGCACAAACUCACCCUCACAGCACGACAACAGUGUGAUGCAAAGGCUAUAUUGGAUUGCAUUGGAAAAUUACUUCAAACCCACCAGGAACGUCAUUUACGAUUGGUUCGUUUUCGGAAGCUGCAAACAGGGACCUGAGCCCUAGGACCAUGCCUCAGGACUACCUGGCAUGAUGACUCCUUGCUGUCCCCAGUCCACCUGGCCGUGCUGCUGCUCCAGUUUCAAUUGUUCUGCCUGUGGCUAUAGAACCUUGACCUGUUCACCGGACGUGCUACCUGCCCCAGACCUGCUGUUUUCAACUCUCUAGAGUUUGGUUUGAUGUAAAUACUGUGAAAAUCCACAGGCAUGAGACAAAGAGCACUGCCCUGCAGAGCUUGUGGAACCAAUAAUCACUUUGUAAAAAUGUGUCUCAAAAGAAAAAGACGGGUGAGUGAGGGCAAGAUUUACUGUGUUGAUGAUGUCACUCAGAACACUGUUUCAGAACAGUGAAAGUGACAUUUACAUGCAUGAAUCAAUUGGGGCUGUACACUCAAGAGGGAAGAAUUGGUUUGUGACGCUACGAUUACACAACAAGCAACGUAAUGGGCUACAAAGACAAAAUCAACCUGGCACCUGAUACACACCUCUUGCCCAGUGAUACUAGACUAAAGCUGUACUCAGGAGAGCUAAUGAGCUCUGGGCAUCUUUGUGACCGAAUGUAAUUCGUGGACGCAAACACAAGCUGGAGUUUGAGAUUGUGAAAACCAGUCAACAUUCUCUCCUCUCAGGCUCUACAUGCAAACGCCUGAUACCUGACGUAGUAUUUAGUCCAGGUUUAGGUGUGUAUACUGUAUGAUACCUGACAUAGUAUUUAGUUCAGGUUUAGGUGUGUAUACAGUAUGAUACCUGACAUAGUAUUUAGUUCAGGUUUAGGUGUGUAUACAGUAUGAUACCUGACAUAGUAUUUAGUUCAGGUUUAGGUAUGUAUACUGUAUGAUACCUGACAUAGUAUUUAGUUCAGGUUUAGGUAUGUGUACUGUAUGAUACCUGACAUAGUAUUUAGUUCAGGUUUAGGUAUGUAUACUGUAUGAUACCUGACAUAGUAUUUAGUCCAGGUUUAGGUAUGUAUACUGUAUGAUACCUGACAUAGUAUUUAGUUCAGGUUUAGGUAUGUAUACAGUAUGAUACCUGACAUAGUAUUUAGUUCAGGUUUAGGUAUGUAUACUGUAUGAUACCUGACAUAGUAUUUAGUUCAGGUUUAGGUAUGUAUACUGUAUGAUACCUGACAUAGUAUUUAGUCCAGGUUUAGGUAUGUAUACUGUAUGAUACCUGACAUAGUAUUUAGUUCAGGUUUAGGUAUGUAUACAGUAUGAUACCUGACAUAGUAUUUAGUUCAGGUUAAGGUGUGUCUACUGUAUGAUACCUGACAUAGUAUUUAGCCCAGGUUCAGGUGUGUCUACUGUAUGAUACCUGACAUAGUAUUUAGCCCAGGUUAAGGUGUGUAUACUGUAUAAUAACUAACAUAGUAUUUAGCCCAGGUUAAGGUGUGUAUACUGUAUGAUACCUGACAUAGUGUUUAGUUCAGGUUUAGGUGUGUAUACUGUAUGAUACCUGACAUGGUAUUUAGCCCAGGUUUAGGUGUGUAUACUGUAUGAUACCUGACAUAGUAUUUAGUUCAGGUUUAGGUAUGUGUACAGUAUGAUACCAAAUUAUCUGCACAUUGUGGAUCAUGUCCAGCAUGGACCCCUGUCCAAAGAACAACUACCCAGCAGAUAUGACAAUAUAUUCAACAGGCCCGUUGAAUCAGUGCCUGGGGAUGUAUACUUUGAAUUGGAUGAGAGCAUCACUCCAGUCCAGUGUGCUCCUCGCAAUGUGUCCAUUGCAAUGAAAGUGGCUGUGAAGGCCCAGCUGGACAAGUAUGAGGCCGAUGGCCACAUGACAUCUGUGACUAAACCAACUGACUGGAUCAGCAAUAUGGUCAUAGUGAAAAAACCAGAGAAGCUGAGGGUCUGCAUCGACCCAAAGCAUCUGAACCAAGCACUGAAACAAUUUGGUGUCUCAGUGGCGCCUGAGGUAUACCAACGCAAGCAGCACGAGUUAUUGGCUGGGCUCAAGGUUAUUGAACCCAUAGCCGAUGAUGUCCUGAUCGUAGGCUGUGGUGACACAGACGAAGAAGCAGAACGUAUUCAUGAUGUGAAGCUCCUGGCGCUGAUGGAGCGCUGCCGAUCAGUUAAGUUUCGCUUUGGCCUGAAGAAGCUGCAGUUCAAGGUGAAAGAUGUCCACUUCCAUGGUCGCAUUCUCUCGGCAGCCGGACCUAGACAAAGACAGAGUGAUCCUCGACAAGCCAAACCCGUCUGAUGCAGAAGGAGUACAGCGUCUCAUCGGCUUUGCAAACUAUCUUUCAACGUUCAUGCCACACCUAUCAACAGUCUGUGAGCCUCUGAGCCAGUUGCUGGACAAAGACAAGUAUUUCAAGUAUUUUUACCUAAGUACUUUACACCACUGACAAUGACUCACCAUAUUCCAGAAGCACAAUCAACACCUCUAGUCAGGUGUUGAAAACUAGUAUGAGCUAUACACUAUGGUGCAAUGCAUCAGAUUAUUGUUUAUUAAAUGUGUUCAUGUGUUUGUACCUGUCCCUAUUCAAAUAAACCAGAAAAUACCACAUUCACCACUAUAAAGCAGUUCAGUUCUGCCACGGUUUGAGGAAAGAAAGAUAGUUGGUGAAAUCCCAUGUCUAGAGAAUCCUGUAGUAGCCUAUCAGUUUUUCUGUGAUGAAAAUAAAUCUGUUAUUGAACGUU